CACCACACUGGAUUAUACACUUAUAUAUAUUAUACCAACAACAAUAAUGGCUGUAUAGGCAUGCAGAAUCAAGCAGAUGGACGAUGUAUUUCGCAGAUUUCCUUGCGGGAUCUUUUGGAGGAGCUUGUGGUGUGGCGGUUGGUUACCCACUGGAUACUGUGAAGGUCAGAAUUCAGACUCAGAAACAGUUCACUGGAAUCUGGCAGUGCAUCGUCUUAACCAUCAGAAAAGAAGGGGUUCAUGGCUUCUUCAAGGGAAUGUUUUUACCCAUCACCACUAUAUCCAUGACCUCCUCUGUGGUGUUCGGCACCUACCGCAACUGUCUGCAGGCUCUCUCUCACAUCCGCGGAGCAGAAAACACUAAGCUGGAUGUUUUCAUGUCCGGUCUGGCCGGUGGUGUGGCACAGGUGUCUGUAAUGUCACCUGGAGACAUAGUGAAGGUGCGUCUUCAGUGUCAGACAGAGAGCAGGCGCAGUGUGUCCAGCAGUGUUAAACCCAAAUACAGUGGUCCAAUUCACUGCCUGCUGAGCAUCUGCAGAGAACAGGGACUCUCAGGGCUUUAUAGAGGAGCUUUACCUCUGGCUUUCAGAGACGGACCUUCAUUCGCCACUUACUUCCUCACAUACCACACAUUAUGUGCACGACUGACUCCAGCCGGACAGAAAGAGCCUGAGUGGACGGUGGUGCUGCUGUCUGGUGGGGUCGCUGGAAUGUCUGGCUGGACUGUGGGGACGCCGAUGGAUGUGAUUAAAGCCCGUCUGCAGAUGGACGGAGUACGAGGACAGAGGAGAUACCGUGGGCUCCUGCACUGUCUGACUGAAACCACACGCACUGAAGGACCUGGGGUUUUCUUCAGGAGUCUUGGCAUCAACUGCUUGCGGGCAUUUCCAGUCAACAUGGUGGUUUUCGCCGUGUAUGAAGUCAGUGUUCGAGUUCUCAGGUCUGCACCUCUGGAUCGAGUGUCUUGAUAAUGAGAAAACUCACAAUAACCCACAUCAAAAAAAAUAUUGUAGUAAUUUACAGUAAAAACUAAAGUGUUUUUGAACCAUACUGUAGUAAAUUGUAUUACACAGUGCUUCAGUGCUUAUUAUAGUAUCUACAACUGUUUGUUAAUGAAUGCUUAGCAUAUUUAGUAUAUUAAAUCAAUAGUGAACUGAUAUAUUGUAAUAGAUACUCUAGUAUAUUUUAGAUUUUACUACAGUAAACUGCGGUGUAUUGUUGUAUAAAAUACCCUUUUGUUGUAGAAAAUUACAGUAUUUGGUCAUUGUUACUAUUACUAUAGUUGUGUUACCAUAGCAACUGUAGAAUCGCCACAAAAGAUCAAUUACUAUAGUUGAGUUACCAUAGCAACUGUAGAAUUACCACAAAAUAUCAAUUACUAUAAUUGUUACCAUAGCAACUGUAGAAUCACCAUUACAGAUCAAUUACUAUAGUUGAGUUACCAUAGCAACUGUAGAAUCACUACAAAAGAACAAUUAUUAUAGUUGUGUUACCAUAGCAACUGUAGAAUCGCCACAAAAGAUCAAUUACUAUAGUUGUUACCAUAGCAACUGUAGAAUCACCACAAAAUAUCAAUUACUAUAGUUGUGAUACCAUAGCAACUGUAGAAUCACCACAAAAGAUCAAUUACUAUAGUUGAGUUACCAUAGCAACUGUAGAAUCGCUACAAAAGAUCAAUUACUAUAGUUGUGUUACCAUAGCAACUGUAGAAUCACCACAAAAUAUCAAUUACUAUAGUUUUGUUACCAUAGCAACUGUAGAAUCACCACAAAAUAUCAAUUACUAUAGUUUUGUUACCAUAGCAACUGUAGAAUCACCACAAAAUAUCAAUUACUAUAGUUUUGUUACCAUAGCAACUGUAGAAUCACCAUUACAGAUCAAUUACUAUAGUUCUUACCAUAGCAACUGUAGAAUUACCACAAAAUAUCAAUUACUAUAGUUGUGUUACCAUAGCAACUGCAGAAUUUGAUCAACAGAUUAAUGUAAGCAUGUUAGUAUGGUUCAAAAAUAUUUUAGAAUUUACUAUAAAUUAUGUCAUGGUCACACUAGAGUUUGUGUGUGCGAAAUUCUGUCAUACAAUGCUGCGAAAAGGGGCAUGAUUAAACGAGAUUAGUAGACGUUUAAAAAAGUGAGCGAUUGGUCCAUGUUUUAAAUUUCUUGUACAGAGAGGUCAUGUUUUGAUCCUCGAUUGGUCUCACGCAGUCACGUCAUGCGAUUUCACAGGUCAGAGUUCCCCAAGCUUGAACUUUGCACGGCAGCGAUCUGCGAAACUUGACACACCAACUUGCGUUUCCAGUCUGACGCAUUCACGUGCAUAUGAAUGGAAGUCCAGUGUGACCACAGCUUUACUAUGUAUUUUUCUUAAGGGAAACAAGUACUUUGCCGAUGAAUUAAUGAAUAGAUGUCAUUUAUUUAUGUGGUGAUGCAUUCAGAUUGAUGCGUCUUUUUAUUGCUAAUGGAUAGCACUUUAAAAUAAUGAAACACACACACUGUUACACUGUCUGGCUCUAAACAGCCUGCAACAUAAGUGUCCACGCCGUCAAUCAACUUAUUUAAAAAUUGAGAAGAUUUAUUAAAAUAGUUCAAACAAGCAUCAAACUCUAAAUAAACAAUCUUAUAAACAAACAAAAAUUCUGGUGCUGGAGGAGACCGAUCAGGCAGCCCCAGUCAAGCCAAAAACGCAAGCUCCUCUCGAUGGAACAAAUGAGGAAUCCUUUUAUCAUGCACUUAUCACCGGCAACGCAGCACACCUGUAAUGCACUCCCACCUGCCACAUAAGGGAACAAGUGACCUCAAGACAACAGCGUCAUCUAGUGGACAUCCCAGCUCCAGCAAAAGAAAAGAAAACCCGUAACACACACACAUACACUAGUAAUUAUGGUCAAAUCUGCAUGUAAUUAUGAAUACAUAUAAAUGGUAAGAGAACGCUGAAAACGCACAAUGUAGGAUUGUAGAAGUGUAUUUAUUAUGUAACAGUUCCUCUCCAGUCAGUCCAGUUUUCUGUCUUAAACACUUUAACUCAUCAACUAUUCAUUUGCAAAAGCUGAUUUGAAUGUUUUUAUAGAAAUAUUUGAGAAAUUAUUGCAUCCUUCCAGAAUAGGCAUUUAUGUGUAGUUUGAGCUCUUGGUUUUCCCUCUUUUCUCUAAACGUGCCUUAUUUUUUAGUGUUUCAUUUGUGUCGUCUGCAAAAACCCUGGAGAAACUAGUUGAUCUGACAUUACUGUUCAAUUCAUAUGUCCUGCACAUACAGAAAUCAUACAAUAAAGUUUACAUCAUUUA
Molecule: messenger RNA, 3278 nt
Organism: Danio aesculapii
Lineage: Eukaryota; Metazoa; Chordata; Actinopteri; Cypriniformes; Danionidae
Gene: slc25a47a
Product: solute carrier family 25 member 47a
Exons: 6
Coding region: 84-968 (294 amino acids)
Biological process (GO): transmembrane transport
Cellular component (GO): mitochondrion
Molecular function (GO): transmembrane transporter activity
Source: RefSeq, a predicted model, not a curated record